CCAGUGCGUGACAUGACUUUAAUUGACCAAGUUAUUUUUUCACCUUGAACUCCUAGGCCUACCAUAAACUUCCGUUUAGAGGCUCAUAUUUUAAAUAUACUACGCCUAUGUCAAUGAUAUCAUAUUAAGUCAGCCAAGGGAUCAGGCCAGUGGUAAAUAGCUGUAAUAUAGGCUAAUGAUAAUUUAUUAAAAUUGUACAGAUACCCAAAAUAACAGUAGCCUAUAACUUGGCUACUGCGUAACACCGCAAAACAACAUUAAAGUAGCCUAGUCUACAAAAAUCCAUAUAUAAAACAACUAAGAGGCUUCCCCAAGGUUUAACACACAAUAAAGACAGAGAAGUUACAAGAAAUCAAAGCAGAACGAGCCAUAUGAGCAAUAGGCUACCAUUUAAAACGUGAUAAGAUGCUGUUUUUUUUUUUUUCAAUAGCUUUCGUGUUUAGAGGAUACUUCCAUCAUUCCCCUUCAUUUUAACCCGAAUCAUCUUAUUUGGCUAUAGUUCAUUUUAUAGUUGUAGAUUAAUUAACAUACACUCGGACGUAGGCUAUUGAGUUAUUUUACAAUUCAUUUUCAAUUUAGGCUAUGAUGACCUGAGAGGUCCAUCCUACCGAUUGCGAAGCAAGCCUAUUUGUCAUGGUUGAGUAACCAGUUUCAGAACUAUCUUUGUCUUCGACUCUAAACCAGUGGGAUAGGCUGGAUAAUAGUGUCUAGAAAAAGAGGAGAGGCUGAAACCGGGGAUGAAACCUAAUUGUUCUUGCUGGGAUAUUAAAUGGCGAUACAACCAGACCUGCUCUUCAACUACUAAGCUAGGGCUCAGCUUCCGUGUUGUGCACCUGCGGAACAGGACAGCGAGCCAGAGGCCGAAAUGGAAGACGGAGAGAGUCAUGCCUACCAUCGGGGGGAAAAAGACUCAAAACAGCCCGAAGGUACUACUAAACAUCCGUUCAAUGGAGGUAUGGACAAUGUUAACGUGAGUGGACACUCUGUUACUUUAACAUCAACAAACAAUCCAAAGUCCGAAAUAGAGCCCUCUACACUGAAGACCUGCGUUGACCACGACUCUGAGUUGGACUCGUUUUGCAGUUCCGAGGGGAAACUUAUAUGUUCUCUCUGCGCCAUUUCGGGACCGUGUCAGGGUCAUACAGUGACAGCACUCGCCACUCAAGCAACAGCAGUGAGGAAUCAGCUUGUGGACAGUUGUGAGAAGAUGCAGCUGCAAGCAUCACGGAUUGAGCGCUUUAUAAGCCAAACAUUGUCUGCCAAAGAGAAAGCAGUGCAGGCUGACGCUAGUGCAGCGCGGGAACGGGUGCUGGCCCAGGUGAAUGCCGUGCGGGAGGCCCUGGAUGAGGAAGAACAGCGCCUCCUGGAGGCUGUGCAGAAGGAGCAGGAACGCGUGGAGCAGUGUCUCCUCACGCAGCGCGCCCACUGGAGCCAGGCCCUCACGACACUUGCACACACACGCACCAACCUGGUGCACACUCUCACACACUCACAGGACGCACAGCUGGUGACAUCCAGUCAAGAAAUAUCUGACAGGUUGGAGGAGGCCGAGGGAGUGGGGGAGCCACGUGACACUGAGCAGCUAAACCUGAGCUCUGACUGCAGUGACAGCAGACUCAUGCAGGGCCUGUGGGCCAGUGCUGUUCUUCUGGGCCCCUCAGCUCAUGGUCCGGCCAACCUGCGUUUCCAGGAGCGUUCGAUCAGCUCCAUGCUCUCCCUGUCUACUGACGAGUGCACGCUCACCUUCCUGCCCAAGCGCGCCCGCCAGUCCCCUCCUUAUGACCCGGCACGCUUCGACUGCUGGCCCAACGCGCUCGGCACCCUGGCCAUCUCCUCUGGAACCCACAGCUGGGUGCUGGACGUGGGUCAAAGUGAUGCCUACAAGGUUGGUGUGUGUUAUGCCAGUAUGGAUCGUAAGGGGUCUGGAAAUGGGGCACGGCUGGGCUACAACGACCGCUCCUGGGUGCUGUCGCACUACGAGGGCGACUUCACCUUCUGCCACGCCGGGCGCCACGUGGCUCUCCACCUGAUUCAGAGACCCAAGCAUGUAGGGAUGCUGGUGGACUGGCCCAGUCAGACACUGGUGUUCUAUGACCCGGACUCUUACUGCGUCCUGCAUGCCAUCAGUCACCCCUUCAGCGCCCCCCUGCUGCCCGCUUGUGCGGUGGCAGACCACAGCGUCACACUGCUGCAUUAAGCAGAGCAGGGCAGGUGGACAAAGGUGGAGUUGUAGCACAAUAUAUAUAAUAAAAAGAGAAUGUAAAGUCUACUAAUUAUUUUGCUGCUGCAGUGCAAAAAUCAUGAGCUUGUACACCGGUGCAAAGAAUACUCACUUUGGUACACAACAGUCUGCGCCCAGUACAUCUUUUGAGAACAUCUCAUAUUCACUUGUCAACUCAUCCCAGCAUGUCUGGAUUGAUUAAUUGAUGGAUUGAUGAAUGGUCAUGACCUGAGGCUCUUUCAGUGAAAAUAUUAAUGUCCGGAUUCUUAAACUAUGGGUUGCAGAUUCACUCUAUGUUAGUGACACCACUAGUGUAUGAAAACACUGAAGACUAUUUUUCCAAGAAGCCACUGGUGUGUUCAUCUAAGUGUGUUUAUAUUAUUUACUUUCAGCCCUUACUCUUAACGACAGCUUACUGAAUAAUAAUGUUGGGACCCAUAUGCUAUAUCAUGCAUGCCACACAUUUCAAUGUUGGGUUAUAAUAUUGAUUACUGACUGAUUAGUGUUGUUGAUAUGUUGUUCAUGCUAUCUUGAUUUUUUUUGCAUCAUUCAUCAAUCACCUUAAAGUAUUUAUAUUGAUUGUAAAGCUUAUUAUACUCUGUGUAGUUAUGAUUAGGCAGAUCAACAUAUGUAUUAUGUGCUAGUAGAAUCUUAAGGAAUGGUUAUAAUUAUGUUUUAUUGUGAACAUGUCAUGUUUAUUUAUUAAUGCAAUGUUAUUUAAUAAUGACAUCAGUUAUAAAAACUGAAGUGGAAAAUGUGUAAGGAGUGUGCUGUCUGUAUUAUGCUUGAAGGAUUAUAAAGUCAACGCAUGAAGUAGAUUGUAUUUUUAAAUGUUUCCGUUUAGGUGAUAAAAUGUAUGUUUCAGUGCUGGCAAUAUCCUGUUGGCUAUAAUGUAGCCUUAUUCAAUGAGACAACUUAAGAAAGAAAGGAAAGUGAAAGGAAAGUGAAGACCAGCAGGUGGCAGUAGUGCAUAAACAUGUGAGGGACUAGCCUAUACCACAAGUCAUUACUGGAUACCAGACAGGUUACAAGGGUAACACUGAACUUUGCGAAUGUGGGUCUGUGACAUCACCACCACCAAAUCAUCAAGUGCAGUAAAGCUGUGUGUGAUGUGUAAAGUGCAGAGUUGUGUCUGUAUGGUCUUACUUGUAGUGUGUCUAAUAAACUGGCCUCACCUGCGAACAAGCCA
Clupea harengus (Atlantic herring) is the source of this 3410-nucleotide messenger RNA. It is a transcript of the gene bspry, whose product is annotated as B-box and SPRY domain containing. Lineage: Eukaryota; Metazoa; Chordata; Actinopteri; Clupeiformes; Clupeidae. The record is from RefSeq and is a predicted model, not a curated record. Gene Ontology annotation, molecular function: zinc ion binding; protein binding.